AUGUCGCGACGGUUACCUUCCAAAGAUGAUGAUGACAUUGAAUUUUGCAAGCACGACGUGUUCCUCCUGCCGACCCGAUUGCUCCCUCCGGACAAAGAUUUGGAAGAAGAUCUGAGCGACGUCUCGAUGCAAGAAGACGUGGUCGAUGAGGACGACGUCGACGAGAUUCUCGCGUUCGAGCAACAUCUGUCGACGCCGCAGUCAACAACGGAAGAGAGGUUGAGCAUGGUUGACGCGUUGUACCGAGCAGCGGACACCUACGGAUACGAUGUGGACGGCACAAAUCUCCCGGACGACGCGAUGUUCCCGACGUUAGAUGAGGCCGCCUUCUUCUCGACGAUCAUUUCCUGUGGAGAGCCGCACGAGAUGGAAUGUGUUGCUCUCUGGGAUUACUUCGGAGGGAACAACUUCGAUGAUCUGAACGUCCACGCGGGGGAUACCGUCUUCGUCGUCGCAGAAGAGUUUCAGUGAGAGGCCACGGAGAACCUUUCUAAUGCUAUCACAGAGAAUUUUGUAGAGUAAGAGUGACCGACGAGCACAAUUAUUUGCGUCUUCCUUUCCAAUGGUCGCUCGGCCGUUGGAUAUCGGAUCGGCCCGUCAAUCCGUACCUCGGACUCAUUCCUUCCCACUACCUCGUCUCCAAACAGUUCUAUGACGGUGAGCCUUCCUUUCCGCCUCUUUCCCUCUCACCUUUUUUUCUUUCUUAGAUCACCCACUUCUAUUCAAAUGGCCCGUUUGGUAUCUCGGAAACGCCGAAGUGCACGAGGUUAUCGGCAAGCUUUACAGUGAUCGUUCCGCGCUCUGUCCCGGUCUGUUCGCCAUCUUCUCUCCAGCAUGGCUCAAUAUUGAUCUGGACGAGCAGAGGUGUUAUUUACUGAUGAUACUGCUGGAACGCGACAAGAAGCACGACGAACGACUGGGACAACUGAUUGAGAUCGAGAAAGGAAGUGGGGUGAAAGAUAUCAACUCUUGCUGAGAAGGAUGUUGCAGAUUACGGCAUCUUGACUGAUUCCAUCAAUCACAUCUUCGGAGAGAUGCUUCCCGAGAACUUGCUGCAGCAGAAAACGGAGAGAAUGGAGCACAUCGAGUUCAUUUCGGAGAUCGAAACUACGCCGUUCGCUCCGGCAGUGGUCCCCAUCCAUCGGUCAUCAAUGGGACACUUUGAGUUCAUGGGAAUACGGUACGAGACUCUGUACGACCUCGUCCAUCAUCUGGCCACCACCCGGACAGCACUCCCCCACAAACUGGUAUACUGCCGUUCUUCUCCGCUCGUCGUCGGUCGAAAUGUAGUUCCUCCUCCUACUGCGAACUUCAAAAAGGAUUUACGAUGUCAGCCGAUGACGAUUGAGCAGUGGGCAGCCAGCCAUUUCGAUCAGGUGACGAGGAGAGUGGAAGGCAACGAGAAGACGUUGUUCACAACGAAGACCAUAUUCGAUCCGGAUAAGAAAAGACAUAUGGUAGUGGCGGACAAACUGAACUUGUCUCCACAGACUAGGGCAGCAAUGAGGGCUUACUUGAAGAAGUUCGAACUGCCGGAGACUGCGCAGCACAAGGUUAGAGGCAUCCGCAUCAGAACUGAAUGGGGUAGAACUUCCAGAACGCGGAGAAGCUGUGGGAAAGAAUGCCACAACACGAGACAUCGAUUCGCAUUUUCUCGCCCUUCUAUACGGAUUUCGGAAAGAUUGUGAGCGCUUCUCCUUUCACUUUUCAAUCUUCCAAAUUGAGUUUUUUUUCAGGAUUGCGGAGGCGGAGAACUGGGAAAAGGCGCGUUUGGAACAGUGUGCAAAGGACAUGUGCAGAAAAGUGCACGGGAAAGAAUGCCGGUUGCAGUGAAGAGGCUCAGGUUGCGGCAGAAUCAGAACAAGGACAGGGACCAGGCAUUCAACGAGUUGGAGAUUCUCGAGGUGCCAACGCCUUCCCUUCUUUUGCUUAUUCGAUGCUUCAGAUGGUCGCCCAUCCGAAUGUUGUCUUCUAUUACGGAUUCUCAGUGCACGACGACAAUCUUUACCUGCUCUUCGAACUCAUGGACACUUCCCUUGACAAGUUCGUCGAUAAAUCGGAUGCGAUUCUUUCGGAGAACGAGCGACUAGAUCUUCUGGCGCAAAUUUGCCGCGGAAUGAGCUUCUUGCACACACGAACACCGCCCGUUGUUCACGGAGACUUGGCGGCACGGAACGUUCUCCUGAAGAAGCAUCCCGUUUACAUCAAAAAGUUCGUAUCGCUUUCUUUUCCUCUACAAAUGCUUCUUCUUUUCAGAUACAUUGCUAAAAUCACGGAUUUGGGACUGGCGAAGACGUGUCGCGAAGAGCUCUUCACAGAUUACGACGAUCCGCAUAAAAUCCCUUUUAAGUGGCUGCCUCCGGAGGUGCUCAGCAGCCGGACACUGUCCCUCAAGACCGACGUUUGGGCGUUUGGGAUUGUGUGUUUCGAGGUGUGCGAUAAGAUGGGCGAGCCGUACGGAGCCCUCGUGGCGGCGACGAACCUCUGCCAGUUCUUGAAAGACGGGUUCCGACACGAGAAGGGAUUAAACAUGUCGGACACAAUCUAUGAGAUUUCGAUGGAUUGCAUGAGAGAGCAGCCGAUGGAUCGGCCCAGUUUUGGGUUGGUUGCCGUGACAAGAGACCGUCUGCUACAGUAAUCUGUUGCAGAGAACUGGUCGAACGAUUCCUCGAUUGCAUAAUUGAAACGGACGGAGAGGAUGAGAAGAAUCUGAGGGCGAGGGAGAAGGUGAUGGCGGAGAAGACGCGAAGGGACCGAAUGAAGAUGACCCACGACAACCUCCUUGCGGAUGGCUUGUGA
Molecule: messenger RNA, 2799 nt
Organism: Caenorhabditis sp. 36 PRJEB53466
Lineage: Eukaryota; Metazoa; Nematoda; Chromadorea; Rhabditida; Rhabditidae
Source: the annotation of a GenBank genome assembly